Messenger RNA from Lasiosphaeria miniovina, 693 nucleotides. RefSeq lists its product as uncharacterized. Gene Ontology annotation, molecular function: GTP binding. The record is from RefSeq and is a predicted model, not a curated record. The annotation marks the transcript as partial. The transcript is spliced from 2 exons. NCBI's taxonomy places the organism in Eukaryota, Fungi, Ascomycota, Sordariomycetes, Sordariales, Lasiosphaeriaceae.
CUCGUCGGCAUGACGGGGUCGGGGAAGAGCACCUUCAUCUCGCGCUUGACCGGCCAGGCAUCAGAGGCCGGGGUAGGACACAGCCUAGCUUCCGCCACGGUCGACACGGCAUGCUACACGGCCGCCAUCGACGGGCGGCGCGUAGUGCGGCUCGUCGACACGCCGGGGUUCGACGACACGUCGCGGCCCGCCGGGGACAUUCUGCGCAGCAUCGCGGCGCGGCUGGCAACGAUCCAGCGGGCGCGGCAGCGCGUCGCCGGCAUCAUCUUCGUGCACCGCAUCACCGACGUGCGGCUCGGCGGGGCGGCCAUCAAGACGCUGCACGUGCUGCAGCGGCUCUGCGGGCCGGCCGCCUACGGCCGCGUGCUGCUGGCCACGACCAUGUGGGCCGACGCGGCGUUCCGCAGCGGCGGCCGCGCGGCGGCCGAGGCCCGCGAGGACCAGCUGCGCGCGUACUGGGACGGAGGUGAUCUUUUUGCUGGGCGCAGUGCUGGUGUCGUGCGCCACGAGAGCGACGACGCCGAGUCGGCGAGCGCCGUCGUCAACGCACUCCUAAACAGUACAGCUAACGCCCGUGCGGGUGGGCUGCUGUCGCCGCUGCAGAUCCAGCGCGAGCUGGUCGAGAACGGCGUGCCGCUCGACGAGACCGAGGCGGGCCGCUACGUGCGUGGCGAGGAGCUGCAGGCGGCCAAG